AUGUCAGCUGUUCAAGAGUUUAACCUGCUCCGAAAGGAGAUGGAAGACUUCACGCUGCGUUUCCAAUCUUUUACAUUGCUGCAAAAACUGAAUAUUCUGACAUCUAAACUGCAACAUGUCAAUAGAAUUAAGGAACUUGAGAAACAGGCUAGAGCACUCCUGACGGAAAUAACAGCCACCAACGAGAAAACAGAAAAAACGGAAAGUAUUGUGGAACAAUCUCUUCGUGACUUACAAAACAAGCAGGAGAAAGUGGACGCUCUUUCAAUGCAACUGGAGCACAGGAAGGCAGCAAGGGGACAACUCCAGAGAGAUGUUGAGGAUAUGAGAAAGGAAGUUAUAGAUUUAGAGGAAACAUUGAAUAGCACGCGCUCUGUUCUUGGCGACCAGGCUGUCAAGGAUGCUGAAGAGCUUACGAAGUUUGAACAAUAUUUGGGCUUGCGAAUCGAGGCCGUCGACAUUGAUUUGCUCAAGUUCAAAUUCGUCAAUAUUGACCCGAACGACGUCGACCGUGAAGUUUGGUGUGAACUAAAUGUUGCUGAGCAAGACUACAGAAUUGGCCUUACAAAUCCUACUUUACCUAAAGACUUAGUGCUCAAAAUCCAAAAAGACCUCAAUCUGCAUGGGGAACUUGUCGUGUUCCUACAACAAAUGAGGAAAGCAUUGCGUGCUGAAGUUGCCUAA
Molecule: messenger RNA, 684 nt
Organism: Candidozyma haemuli
Lineage: Eukaryota; Fungi; Ascomycota; Pichiomycetes; Serinales; Metschnikowiaceae
Exons: 1
Coding region: 1-684 (227 amino acids)
Biological process (GO): chromosome segregation
Cellular component (GO): Ndc80 complex
Source: RefSeq, a predicted model, not a curated record